Glycine soja is the source of this 3002-nucleotide messenger RNA. RefSeq lists its product as uncharacterized. NCBI's taxonomy places the organism in Eukaryota, Viridiplantae, Streptophyta, Magnoliopsida, Fabales, Fabaceae. The coding region runs from base 919 to 1842 and encodes 307 amino acids. The record is from RefSeq and is a predicted model, not a curated record. The transcript has 2 exons.
AAGAUUCAUCAGAAACAACCAGCUAGUGUCCUACCAUGUGAAACCCACUAUUUGGUCUGGGAUCAGACAUUGUUUCGUUUCAGCUUUAGAGGGCAAUCGGUGGUGCAUUGGAGAUGUUACCAACAUCAACUUCUGGAUUCACUGGUUAUCCAAACCCUUGGGGGAAGAAUUUGAUAUUCCUAGGCAUCUCCACUCCCGCUUAAAUGCUAAGUAUUAGUUGUGUUAGGAGUUGGUGGUUGAUAUUAGCUAUGUUAGUAUUUGGUAGUUUGUUAUGGUUAUUAGUUUAUAGUUAGGAUUGUAACUAACUUCCUAUGUGUAUAAAAGCUUUACCAAUAGCCAAACCAGUAAGUGGCCGUAAUUCAUUAAAAAUUGUUUUCCAAAUUCAUUUCUUCUUUCUGUGCUUCUGCUCUUCUUCCUUCAUGCUUCCAUUCGAAUUUAUGAUGGUAUCAGAGCAUUUUUAUUGAAGAGCUCUGCUGUGUCACUCUCACAGUUAUCUUUUAACUCUUUUUUGUUUUAUUGUUCUUGUUUUUCUCACAAGAUGAGUGAAGAAUUGGAUCAAUCCCUCAACACACACAGUCCAUACUACAUGCAUCCAAGUGAAAGUCCAACUACAACAUUGGUUUCACCUCAAUUGGAUCCCACAAAUUAUAGUUCUUAGAGCAGAUCAAUGCUCACUGCCUUGAGUGCAAAGAACAAGGUCGAGUUCAUUGAUGGCUCAAUCUCUAAGCCAGCUAUGACUCAUGCUCUAUUUUCAAUGUGGAAAAGAUGUAACAACAUGGUGGUGUCUUGGCUUGUGCAUUCAGUAUCAACAUCAAUUCGACAAAGUAUUCUUUGGAUGGAUAACAUGUGGAUAUAUGGAAGAAUCUAAAGGCAAGAUACUCACAGAUUAUCAUACGGAGGAGAAUUGUUAGAAAAAGCAUGGUUAUCAUCCCAAUUUCUCUUCUAGCAGAGGAGGAAAAGGGGUUAGAGGUUCUGGUAGAGGAAAUUUUGGAGGUAGAAGUAAUAACAAUGGUAAAGUGUGCACACGUUGUGGAAUUAAUAGGUACACCAGUUGAAGAAUGUUAUAGGAAACAUGGAUAUCCACCUGGGCACAAGUUGUACAGGACUCAAAAUGGUUCGAUCAAUAAUGCUAUGAGAGAGGAGUCUAAUGCCUCGGAUUUAAAUGAUAGUCAAGAGACACAGAAUCAAAAUAUCAGAGUCAUGCCACAACAAUAUCAAGUUUUGAUGUCACUGCUUCAACAUCAAUCUAAUAAUGGAGGAUUCACUUCAGGCACGUCACACAUUAAUCAAGUUGGUACUGUUACUAAACCUCACAUAGGUAAAGUUCUUUCAUUUACUUGUAGCAUAAGCAAAGCUGAGCCUAGAGAUUGGAUCUUAGACUCAGGAGCAACUAACCAUGUUGCUUGCUCUUUAAAAUUCUUCUACACACACAAACAAAUUAGUCCUAUAACAGUUCAAUUGCCUACUGGUCAACAAGUGAUAGUCACACAUUCAGGAAUUGUGAAAUUUUUUGACUCUCUAUACCUUGAAAAUGUGUUGUAUUUGCCAAUUUUCAAUUUCAACCUCAUAUCUAUUUCCAAAUUAGUUGCAAAUUUGAGAUGUCAAUUGAUUUUUUCUAGUGAUCAUUGUUUGAUACUGGAUGUGACCAACCAGAGGAUGAUUGGUACAAUUGAGUGUGUGCAGGGACUUUACAGAUUGAUGUUGCCCUCUGCUGAAAGUGUUGUAAUCAACACAAUUAGCCUUAAUGCCAAAUCUGUAUUUUCUUGUAACAAGGUGCCAAUUGACCUAUGCCAUUUUUGUUUAGGCCACCCUUCACAUGAUAGAUUUCAUUUGUUAAAAUAAUGUUAUCCUGUAUUGUCAAAUGAUAAACAAUUUGUUUGUGAUACUUGUCAUAAAUCAAAGCAAAGAAAGUUUCCUUUUCCACAUAGUGAUUCACAUGCUGCUACUCCUUUUUCUCUUAUUCACAAUAGUUGAUGAUCAUACUCGUUUUGUAUGGAUUUUUCCUAUGAAAUCUAAAGCUAAAACACAAACUACUAACAACCAUAACCAACUACCAACUACUAAGAUAGCUAAUAUCAACCACCAACUACUAACACAGCUAAUACUAAGGUUGUCGACUUUAUUCAUAAUGGUGAGUGGUGUAUCCCACUUUCUUUUCUUGAAAGGUGCCCUACCAUUUCUUUGGAAAUCUUAGCCAUGGUAAUUCCGCUAGAUCCUUGUAAUGAUAAGUUGGUCUUGACUCACUCCUCUCGUAUGGAGUUCUUUCUCAUAAAUUGGUAGGGGUGGGAAAUUUUGGAGUUGCUCAGUUAAUUACUUCUUCAAAAUCUUUUUUUGUUGUGGAGACUUCUCCAUAAAAAGCUUCUUAUGGACGAUAAUUUGCACACCAGAGGCUGUAUCAUGGUCUCGAUCUGUAGCCUUUAUGGUGCAACCAUGGAAUCCUCAUAUCACCUCUUUUUUAGUUGCAUUUUCGCUAGACAACUUUGGUCGUCGAUUCUAUCCCCCUUCAUUCAAUAUUUCUCUUGUUGUGACUCUAGUGUUAUCCUUAACUUGCUUUCGAUGACUUGGAUUGCUCAAGUGGCGGAUGUUUUGCCCUCUGUUAUUACUUAUGUUUUAUGGGGUAUCUGGCAUGCAUGCGAAAAAAUUUGUAAGGUUCAAGAACAAAAUGUUUUCCUUUCACUUCAUCGCCAAUUUUGCAUGCAGGUAUUGUCCUCUCCGAAACCAUUUCAAAGGGGGUGAUGCACCCUUCUUUGUCCUAAGAUAGUUCCUUGAAACCUUAGAAAUAGAUGGAAAAUUUGCAUUUCUUUAGGAUGCAUUUUCGCAUUUCACACAUCUUUAAAGAAGGCAAUACAUGUGCAGAUUCUUUAGUUGCCUUCGAUGUGAAUUGUUGGUGGAAUGUCCCUCCUUCAUUUCUUUUUUCUGAUCUAGGUAGCUAGGAAUAGAUCACAUAUACUUUUUUACCGGAUUCGUUGAGGGAUUGGUUUUUUGGUGAUCCCUGCCUUGAG